This is a messenger RNA of Cercospora beticola, 2535 nucleotides long. RefSeq lists its product as uncharacterized. Gene Ontology annotation, biological process: long-chain fatty acid metabolic process. Gene Ontology annotation, molecular function: long-chain fatty acid-CoA ligase activity. The record is from RefSeq and is a predicted model, not a curated record. Gene Ontology annotation, cellular component: endoplasmic reticulum; membrane. Lineage: Eukaryota; Fungi; Ascomycota; Dothideomycetes; Mycosphaerellales; Mycosphaerellaceae.
CAGCACAGAAUUACAUUAUUCUGCGCAGGUCAAGUGGCUCAAUAAUCUUCCUCUUCUCCUGCCUCUCUGUCUCUGUGCUCUGUUACUCUUCUGUUUCUUGUGUACAUCCUUCACUUGUGUGGUCAUAGCACCGCAGCGUCCUCGCCGUCCUCCGCCUGUCUGCAACAUCGUGUAACAACAGAGGCGAAUCUGCUACACCAUCUCCGCAUCUUGUGCGACAGCUGCAUCUACCCGCAGAAACGCAUUCGAGAAAUUCGCAGACAUGGCCAGCCAAAUAGCAAUCGAUAAGGCCGCCGAGCUCGUGCAACCUCCUCCAGUGGGCGCUCCAUACUCCGUUGCCGUCCCUAAUAGCAAGCUCGAGGGUCGUAGUGCAGUGUACCGACACUGGAGGCAAAAGGAUGGCGUUCUCCACUCCCUCGAUCCCGAAAUCACCACAGCACACGAGUUCUUCGAACAGUCGGCGAAGAAGGUGCCCAACAACCGAUGCCUUGGACACCGACCAUACGAUCCAAAGAAGCAGGCCUGGGGUCCAUACGUGUGGCAGACAUAUGCGCAAGUCCAAGAGCGGAGAAAGAACUUCGGAAUCGGUCUUGUAGCGCUGCACGAGAAGGUUGGCAUCAAUGGUAGGCAAUAUGGUGUUGGAUUGUGGUGCCAGAACAGGCCAGAGUGGCAGAUUGUCGAUCUUGCUUGCAUGUCGCAGUCGCUCUUCAGCGUCUCGCUCUACGACACUCUGGGACCAGACGCGACUGAGUUCAUCAUCAACCACGCCCAGCUGACUUCAGUCUGCUCUUCCAUCUCGCACAUUCCGACUCUGCUGAAGCUCGCCCCAAGGUGUCCUUCGUUGAAGCUGGUGAUCUCGCUUGAUCCAUUGGCAAGUGAGGGAGAGUUGCCUGGUACAUCGAAGAAGGACAUCUUGAACUCUCUUGCCGCUCAGCAUGGUGUUCAGAUCCACGAGAUUUCGGAUGUCGAAGCCAUUGGCCAGAAAUCUCCACGACCGUUCCACCCACCACGCCCAGACGACACCGUGACGAUCAACUACACUUCCGGCACGACUGGCAACCCCAAGGGUGUCAUUCUCACACACAAGAACGCCGUGGCUGCCGCAUCAGCUUCCCUUUGCAUUAGCAGAUCGCAAGCGAACGACACAAUAUGCUCAUACUUGCCAUUGGCGCAUAUUUUCCAGAGAGUGACUGAGCACUCGUCCCUUUGGGCCGGUGUUGGAAUCGGAUACUUCCACGGCAACAUCCUCGAACUUGUCGAUGACUUUAAGCUCCUGCGCCCAACCGCGUUCGUCUCCGUGCCGAGACUGUACAACCGAUUUGGUGGUGCCAUCAAGGCUGCUACAGUGGAAGCUCCUGGAUUCCGUGGAUCGAUGUCCCGAUACAUUGUCGACAAGAAGCUGAACAACAUCAAGCAGCCAGCUGGAAAGGCCACCAACAGACACUUCUUGUACGAUCGCAUCUGGGCCAAGAAGGUCUCCGCAGCUCUUGGACUCGAUCGCGCUUCGACAAUGGUUUCUGGUGCUUCACCCAUUGACCCAAGCUUGCAGCAAUUCUUGCGAGUCGUGUUUGCCAACAACUUCUAUCAGGGUUAUGGUUUGACCGAGACUUACGCAAUUGCGCUUGCGCAGUUGGAGGGCGACUUGAGCGCUGGCAACUGCGGCGCUGUCGCCACUGCCAGCGAGCUCUGCUUGCUCGAUGUGCCAGACAUGGAAUACCUCUCGACCGACAAGCCAAACCCACGUGGUGAGCUGCUGAUCCGCGGCCCAACUGUCUUCAAGCAAUACUUCAAGAACGAAGAAGAGACCGCCAAGGCCUUCACAGAAGACGGCUGGUUCAAGACCGGAGACAUCUGCGAAAUCGACGAAAUGGGCCGCUUCAAAAUCAUCGACCGAAGAAAGAACGUCCUCAAGCUCCAGCAGGGAGAAUACAUCUCACCAGAACGUAUCGAGAACGUAUACCUCGGCAAUCUUCCAUUCCUGGCUCAAGGAUACGUGCACGGCGACAGCAGCCAGUCCAAUCUCGUCGCCAUCUUUGGCAUCCAGCCCGAUCUCUUCUCCGUGUGGGUUGAGAAGGUGCUCGGAAAGAAGAUUGCUCCAACUGAUCUUCCAGCACUUGAGGCUGCUGCUUCGGAGAAAAAGGUCCAGAAGGCCGCCCUGCGCGAACUUUCCAAGGUCGGGAAGAAGGCCAAGUUCAACAGCUAUGAGAAUGUUAGGGGCGUACGACUGAUGCUCGAACCUUUCACUAUUGAGAACGAACUUCUCACACCGACAUUGAAGUUGAAACGACCACAAACGGCCAAGAAAUACAGACAACUCAUCGAUGAAAUGUACGCCGAGGUGGAAGCAGAAUCGACACCGAAGUCGAAAUUGUAAACUGUUUCUUAUAUGUAUAUGUCCAAAUCGGAAAGCGGAACUGCAGAUUGUGAACAUACUAUUGCACAGAAGAACACUGCCAGUAGAAUUCCACCAAGGAGGUGGACGCGUAGUCAUAGAAUUCUAGCAAACGUUCUGAAACCAAUCAACCUCAACCUACC